CAUCUAAUCAAGCAAUGGUCACAUUUCUAACCGUGCCCUGAAAUGCGACUUGUGUCCAACUGCUUGGUUGGACUUGUCGUGAAAACGGAAAAUAUUCGCGAUAGUGUGACCGGUGUGUUGGCGUAGCAUAAUAAUAUAUGUAUAUCUUCCAGUAAGAACUACUUUGGACCGUGAAGAAAUAUAGGUGAAAAAAUCCCAAUGAGUACCUACCACCCAUAUGUUUCGUAAUAUAUCAAUACGAUUACAAUACCUUAUAAUAAAAUUCAUUACUUAUUAUAUUUCAUAUGGCAAAUACUUGUUGCAAUAUUUAUACCAAUUAAACUGUAAUGGUUUUGUCUGGUACUUAAUAAGAUAUGCAAUAUGGUAAUACGCAAACAUUCAAAGUAUACACCAGUACCCUUAGUACGAGUUUGAGCUCACUAAAACUAUCAUAGUUUUCGAAUUGUAAAUUAUAUUUCUAUGCCCAUUUUGGUGAAAAGUAAACAAAUAUACUUAAAAUUUAUGAAGACGCAAAUGAUUUAAUGAUAGAAUAUAACCACUGUUUAUUUGUAUUGAAACGAAAAAAAUAAAAUCAGUACCCUUAGUACGAGUGCGAGCUCACGAAAACUAUCAUAGUUUUUGUAAUUGUAAAACUCGUACUAAGGGUACAGGGGGCAUAUCAUAAAUACUUUGAAUAAUAAAAUCAAAUUGGACCAAAGGUGAUGCGUGUAUUAACAUUUGCUAAUCCUACUGAAAAUAAAAGGAUUAAGUCUUCACAAAACAUAAUGUCGUGUAGCGACAAAAUAAAUCUAGAUAAAAAAAAAGGAAGGAAAAAUCAAAAGUACAGUAUAGGAAAUAUAUAUUUACAAGACAAAAUAUUUACAGUUUAACAAUUAAAAAAAAGGUAAGGUGUGUGUGAAAUGUGGGGUGUGAAUUGGAAGUGAUGAAGUGGGCGUGGGUUGUAGGCGAUCUUCAGGGGCGGCUUGAACGGUAGGUCGUGCUACAGGCAGAUGGACGGCGCUCCUUGGAGGCAGAAGCGCUUUUGUGCAGCCGUCUUAGUUCUUGGCCUGCCCUGGUGGUGGCUGGCGGCGCUGCUGGUAGUUUGGCCGGCGUAUAUCGGCCAGAGGCAGGCGUUGAUGUAACGGCAGGAGUCGGUAGAAAGGCGGGCUGAACCAGUUGGAGGCUGGCCGAAGAAGCUGGAGUCCAGGCGCAGUCCCACCGAUGAGGUUGCGAGUACGUGAAGAGUAGUAGAGUAUUAGAGUUAGGAAGUUGUUUAGAGAGCCAAUAGGUGCUAAAAAGCUUUGAGGUCUUUCUUGAGUACCGGGGCAGCCGGCCCCGGGACAAGGCCUUUUAUUAAUUUAGAGCUCGGUAGCGAGCUAUCAAAAGUUGAGUAGGCAACUUUUGCCGUAGAAUUGAAUGAAUGAUCAGGGAGUCUCGGCCUUUUAUAGGUGGCCUUUUAACCAUUUGAAUUUAGACACGGUUCGAAUCGAGCCAAAAAGAAUCAAAGUAGGUGGUCUGUGGAGGUUGAAUAGUCAUAGACAUAGUUGGAGAGAGUAUCCGUGUCAUGGGUAGCCAUGGCAACGGAUAAAAAACAUAAGGUUGUCAUAAAUGUCAAUAAAAUAAAUAAAUUAAAAAUAGAUAAAAUCGGAGCAAAAAUAAUGAAAUCAAAUAAAUAACAGAAUAAAGAGAAAUGCCGGUAAGUGUCCAGCACUCUGGAAUAGUGAUUUUCAGUACAGAAGAAAUUAUUAUACGUAUUUACAAAAUGAUGAAUAGUGUGUGAUAUUUUUGAAAUUAUGUGUUUCCAGGAAUAAAUAAUAAAAUAUAUGAUGAUGCCUGAUGAAUAUCGAUGAUGUUAUAUGAUAAAAUGUGCGAAAUAGAACCUAUGAUAGACGAAACCAUGGGAUGAUUAUUAAGACAAUGCUGCUAAGAAGACCAGGACUCCUACUCCUCUUCGGAACAGUAAUUUCUAUCUCAAGUGCCAUAGUUCCGGUGUCGACUGAUGAUAACGGGAUCUCACAAGUAUUAAAACGAGCUGUCAGGAACACCGGCGGAUCGCUCUACCCUAGGGCUACAGAGACUAGAGACUUAAGAAAUUUAAAUGGAAUAUGGAAUUUCAGAAAAUCCCCACCGAACCCUCUGUACGGAUAUUUGAAUGGAUGGCAAGAGCAAGACCUGUCAAAGACAGGUGCAGUAAUCCCGAUGCCUGUGCCUUCAUCUUACAACGACGUCGGCACAGACGCCGCGUUGCGAGACCACUUGGGCGUGGUUUGGUACGACAAAAGGUUCUACGUACCUCGCUGGUGGGCGGAGAACAAGCAACGCGUUUGGCUGAGGUUCAGCAGUGUCCAGUACAGUGCUAAAGUGUUUGUUAAUGGCAAAGAAGCUACCUCCCAUGAAAUUGGGCAUCUGCCCUUUGAGGUAGAGAUCACAGACUUUGUUAGUUAUAAUUGCAGCAACUUACUAACGGUCGUAGUGGAUAAUAUGCUGACUAGGAACACUGUUCCGCAAGAAAACGGGUAUGACUUCUUCAAUUACGCAGGAAUUCACCGCACAGUUUACCUGUAUUCCACUCCUCAAGUAUACAUUGAAGAUAUAGUCACGCAAACUGAUGUUCAAGGUUACACAGGUCUGGUGACUUACAACAUUACAUACAAGGGUGCUACCGAAGACGUGAAUUGUCUCGUGGAAAUCUUCGACAUGAAUGAGACAAAAGUAGGGGCGCUGCAAGCCUGCACCGGCCUUAUCGAUAUUGCAAACGCCAACCUCUGGUGGCCGUAUUUAAUGCACACAAAUCCAGGAUAUUUGUAUACGUUAAAGGUGACUUUAAUUGGAAGUGACGGUAGCUGCUUGGAUACAUAUAACGAAAGGAUUGGAAUUCGGGUGUUGAACUGGACCAAAACUGCGUUGUAUAUGAACAAUCAACCAUUGUACUUACGAGGUUUUGGCAUGCAUGAGGACUCAGAUUUCCGCGGUAAGGGCUGGGACCCAGUAUUAUGGGUCAGGAACUUCAAUUUGAUUAAAUGGAUCGGUGCUAAUGCUUUCCGUACGUCUCACUACCCGUAUGCUGAAGAAAUUUACCAGCUGGCUGACGAGCUGGGCAUCAUGAUCAUUGACGAAUGCCCAAGCGUCAAUGCUAAUUUCUACACUGAAGAAUUGUUGGCUAAACAUAAGCAAUCGUUAACGGAGAUGAUCCGCCGGGAUCGCAACCACCCGAGCGUAAUCAUGUGGUCGGUCGCCAACGAGCCCCAGGCCUGCGGCGGCGAUAAGAUGUGCCACCUUUAUUACAGUAAAAUUGUGCAGCAUGUCAAGGACGCAGAUCUUUCAAGAGCAGUCACCUUUGCACUUGCGGAUCCAAGGGACGUCAUUGGCGAACACAUGGACAUAAUCAGCUUCAACCGCUACAACGGCUGGUACCAAGACACCGGCGUCAUCAACCAGAUCGCGUCGAAGGUGUACAACGAGAGCUUCAACUGGCAUCUAAAGUACAACAAGCCGGUACUGAUGUCGGAGUACGGGGCUGAUACUGUCAGUGGAUUGCAUACUCUCCCAGAGUUUGUGUUUUCCGAAGAUUACCAAGUGGCGCUGAUGUCGGAGCACUUCAAAGCUUUCGAUAAAUUAAGACAAACAGGUUUCUUCAUUGGCGAGUUCAUUUGGAAUUUCGCUGAUUUUGCAACCAAACAAGGUAUAACCAGGGUGGGGGGCAACAAGAAGGGUAUCUUCACGCGCGCGAGACAGCCUAAAGCGAGCGCGCACCACCUCCGCGCGCGGUACAUCGCGCUCGCGGCCGCCGACGCCGGCGUGCCCGCGCCCCCGCCGCACUACUACGUGGCCGAUAACAAGCCCGCGCGACACCACGAACUGUAG
Chilo suppressalis (striped riceborer) is the source of this 3843-nucleotide messenger RNA. The record is from the annotation of a GenBank genome assembly. Lineage: Eukaryota; Metazoa; Arthropoda; Insecta; Lepidoptera; Crambidae.